Molecule: messenger RNA, 2607 nt
Organism: Oncorhynchus tshawytscha (Chinook salmon)
Lineage: Eukaryota; Metazoa; Chordata; Actinopteri; Salmoniformes; Salmonidae
Product: MORN repeat-containing protein 4-like
Exons: 5
Coding region: 1144-1470 (108 amino acids)
Source: RefSeq, a predicted model, not a curated record
UGUAUGGAACAUUUCUGGGAUAUUUUAUUUCAGCUCAUGAAACAUGGGACCAACACUUUGCAUGUUGCGUUUCUAUUUUUACUCGGUAUAAAUACACCAUUUAUGUACUCCAACUGUACACGUCAGACAUGAAAGUAAAGUUAGCAGGUACUUUACAUGCUCCAUUCCCCCUCUGGAUGUAUUUCUCACUGUGUCAGCCUCAGGUGUCUGGAGGUUUCAAACGAAUCAAAAGUCUUAACUCAGUCCAGAUUGUUGCUUCUGAGUAAACAGCAGAGAGGAGUGGUAGGCUGGAGCCUAAGGGUGUGUCGUCUGUACUAAUUCUAGGUCACAAACAGAAUCCGUAUCCACCGGCAAUUCUCUACAGACUAUAUACCCUCUGCUGUCAUAGCGACAACACACAUACAAAUACACAAGCAAACAAAUACACACACACACACACAGCCGCGUAAUAUCCACAUUAAUGCUACACUGACCAAACCAGUAUUUGCAGUUUGACAAAAACACGAGACGUCACGGUAGCCCCAGAGAUAAAGGAUGCCAUAAUAACUAGAGAACAAGUUUGGAGCUAUUUUAGAAAACCGUUCUGUUUAACUGAUAACAUAUGGUGGCUUCAGAGAGGUCAGAGGUCAUUUGGUGUGUCUGGUGUGUUGUUUAGUUCCCUUGGUGUAAGGGUGAUUGUUUGUAUUGACAGGUAUAGCUAACAGGUUGAAGUGGGACACACAGGAGACAGGCUCUUUCAUUAUCCACUGUUCAAGUCUGUUAUUAGCUAAGAAAGACAACUUUGAGAGAGAUGUUUGUGUGUGUGUGUGUGUGUGUGUGUGUGUGUGUGUGUGUUUGUAUGUGUGUGUGUGGGGGGAGGGGUCAGUGCACUAGGACUAUUGAUUGAUAUAAAACCCGACAAAUUCAGCUAAAGCUAAAUUAGCAUGGCAACCGUGGCAACCGUGACCUAACGACAAGAUUGGCCCCGACGAUGCGAUGCUGAGAACCGUUCACCAGAUUAAACUCUGAACUGAUUUCUGGAAUCAAACUAGACGAAAGGAGAGACGGGCAGUUUGUCUGAGACAUGGUCUAGGCCAGCUAACGUUAAGUGAUGGGACGUGUUACACGGGUCAGUUCGAGAACGGACUCUUCAACGGCUGUGGGAUGCUGGUCUUCCCUGAUGGAUCCAGGUACGAAGGAGACUUCAUUCAGGGGAAGUUCCAAGGCGCAGGCGUCUUCAGUCGUUUCGACGGGAUGAAGUUCGAGGGAGAGUUCAAGAGUGGAUGUGUGCAGGGAUACGGUAUGCUGACGUUCGCUGACGGAUGUCCGGAAAGAGGGGGAGGAGGAGGAGGAGGAAGAGGAGGAGGAAGAGGAGGGACGAGCCACGAGGGUCUGUUUGAGAGAGGCCAGCUGGUGGGCAGAGAGGGGUGCCAGGGCACGGUGCAGCGGGCACAGGGGGCAGCCGCCAAGGCACGGGCGCUCUCCAUGUGACCUGCAGCUAGGUCAACCAACGAGCUACUGAAUCUGAUCCAGGAUCUGCUGAGCCAAAACCCACACCUCCUCCUCGUUCCUAACCAUUCAUUCAACAUACGGUGCUACCUACCUACUGCUAAAUAUGUUCCCAGAUCAGCUCUAGCUGACACCAACCGCAACUACUCAGGAGUUGAAACUAGUGUCCAAGCAGGCAGAGACCAUAUUUGGAUCUGUCACAUUUCCACCAUGGGGUUUUACACCGGUGCUUGGCCUAAAGACUCAGACUUUACACCGGUGUCCCUGUGGAAAAGCAGCAUAAGAGGCCAGAGACUCAGUAUUAAGAGGCCAGAGACUCAGUAUUAGAGGCCAGCAUUAGAAGAAUUCAUACUCUGUGCCACAUAACAUGGCUCAAUCUGUUCUGGGGUCAGCUGACUGAAACGCCAUUAUCUUAAUGCCAACCAACCAUACUGUGCCAAGAGACUGGAGCAGGACCUGGAGCUGAUUCCAGAUCAGUGGAUUUCAAUAGAUGCCUCACAAGGGACUGGAGUAUUCCCCUGGUAGCAAGCAGGACAGAAGAUUUUCCCUGAUCAUGUGAUCUGCCCAAAAUCUCCAGGCUUUAAUUAUUGUUGUCUAAGUCCCUACUGGUCCGGUCACAUGGUUAGGGAAAGCUCCUGUCCCUGGUUAUAGCUACUGUGUUGGGAGGUUGGGAAGGACUAUUGAUGUGUAGGUUGGGAUGAUGGUAGGGGGGGUAUUUUCAUUGGGUGGUAAGGGAUGGUGGCCAUAUUGGGACAAAUGACAAGUAUUAAGAUGACACUAGUGCAAUUUGAUAAAGAUAUUUAGCACUUUAACUUUGGGGUGCAAUCGUCCUUAAAUAAGGGUUUAGAUACAGAGAGGAGAAUACUAAACUACUGCUGUGUCUGUCAUAGGGUUAUGGGCCCUGGUCAAAUGUAGUGCACUAUAUAGGGAAUAGGGUGCCAUGGGGAUAAAGUCGGACAGUGGAGCACAAGUUUUGAUUUGUCAACAACUUCAUCACACAGAAGAAAACCACCAUUACAAGAACACACAGAUGAACUUCCUGUAUAGCCGUUCCCUUCCUGUAUCUGACAAAUAUGUCAUCUAUUUUUUACGAUAAAUAAGAUUAAAUGUUUAAUGUCA